AUGUUUUUAACACGUAGUGAAUAUGAUCGUGGUGUUAGCACUUUUUCUCCAGAAGGUAGACUUUUUCAAGUUGAAUAUUCUUUAGAAGCUAUUAAAUUGGGUUCAACUGCAAUUGGAAUUACCACUAGUGAGGGUAUAGUUUUAGGUGUUGAAAAAAGGGUUACAUCCCCAUUAUUGGAAAGUUCCAGUAUUGAAAAGAUAAUGGAGGUUGAUAGACAUAUUGGUUGCGCCAUGAGUGGGCUAACAGCAGAUGCUCGUUCAAUGAUUGAGCACGCAAGAGUAAGCGCUGUAACUCAUAAUUUAUACUAUGAUGAAGAUAUACCUGUCGAAUCACUAACGCAGUCUGUUUGUGAUCUAGCAUUACGAUUUGGUGAAGGUGCUUCUGGUGAGGAAAGGUUAAUGAGUAGGCCAUUUGGCGUUGCUUUAUUAAUUGCAGGAUUUGAUAAAGAUGCUGGGUAUCAAUUGUAUCACGCUGAACCCUCUGGUACUUUCUACCGUUACAAUGCCAAAGCUAUAGGGUCUGGUAAUGAAGGUGCUCAAUCAGAAUUGCAAAAUGAAUAUCACUCAUCUUUGACUUUGAAAGAAGCUGAAGUCUUGGUUUUGAAAAUUUUAAAACAAGUUAUGGAGGAAAAAUUAGAUGAACAUAAUACUCAAUUAAGUUCUGUCACAAAAGAAAAUGGGUUCAGGGUUUACACUGACGAGGAAACUAAAAAAGUUAUUGAGGUUUUAAAAGAACAAGAGCAACAACAAGAGCAAGAAAGAAACGACAAUGAAGGAGAUGUUGAGAUGAACUAG
Messenger RNA from Saccharomycodes ludwigii, 795 nucleotides. It is a transcript of the gene PUP2, whose product is annotated as proteasome core particle subunit alpha 5. Gene Ontology annotation, biological process: proteasome-mediated ubiquitin-dependent protein catabolic process. The transcript has a single exon. Bases 1 to 795 code for a protein of 264 amino acids. NCBI's taxonomy places the organism in Eukaryota, Fungi, Ascomycota, Saccharomycetes, Saccharomycodales, Saccharomycodaceae. Gene Ontology annotation, cellular component: nucleus; proteasome core complex; proteasome core complex, alpha-subunit complex. The record is from RefSeq and is a predicted model, not a curated record.